Molecule: messenger RNA, 4779 nt
Organism: Haliotis rufescens (red abalone)
Lineage: Eukaryota; Metazoa; Mollusca; Gastropoda; Lepetellida; Haliotidae
Product: myogenesis-regulating glycosidase-like
Exons: 2
Coding region: 384-2402 (672 amino acids)
Biological process (GO): carbohydrate metabolic process
Molecular function (GO): hydrolase activity, hydrolyzing O-glycosyl compounds
Source: RefSeq, a predicted model, not a curated record
CAUGCCGCAUUGUAUUAUGGGUAUCCUCAAACUCAACCGGUCCGACUAAUAUCCCAAUGGUAACAACGAGCACAGUAAUUUAACGUCUGUGGCAUGACUCAAAUAUUUAUCAGACCGCGGAGACAUAGUAGAACAUUGGAGACUGGAGUAAAUCGGAAUUCACCUAUUCAUCUAUUCACCAUCAAGUGCGGCGAGUCGUGUAUAGGACAUUCCACUUUAACGCAGUUGCAACACCGACUGUGUGUCAUUGUGUGUUCAGAGGAUAACAAGGUUGAGUGACGUGACCUUGAGUAACAGUUCAUUUCGUGCACCGUCUGACCUUCCUAAAACAUAUUUAAAUAUUGAUGGUGACAGAGCAGCGUCAACCAAGGCUGCGUUAAAUCAUGGCCGGUCGUGACAGUACUUUAGCAGCAUACCUGGCCGUGGCACUUAUCGGGACAAUUCUAGCUUACUAUGGGGGUGUUUGGUUUAAACACUAUGGAGGAAAGUGUGUUGAUCGGGCCAUAAAAGAUCUGACAUUGGACAGUUAUUACACAUUGAGAAUACACGACUCAUUUUCUCACCUGAAACCCGCGUUAAUUGGCAGAAUCGGUCUGGACACUGAGAGCUCCGACUUCAGAGAUUGUGGCAUCAGAGGUGACGUUAAUGCGUUGUGUGUGGAUCAGAUAGGGAAACAACAACUGCAGGUCGUGCGCACUGAGGAGGAAAAUGUCGUCUGCUAUGACGUGAGAAGAAAAGCUCUGCAAACUGUGUCCCAAGAGAUUAAGGAUUGCUUCAGUUUGUCCGCAGCGCAGUGGUACGGCGGUUUUCAGCACGUCCAUCAACCUUGGCCUCUGAAUGCGAUGAAUUUGGACUUGCAGCCUUUCGUAUCCACAGACAUGUUUACUCACAAGUCAGACAUAGGUGGCGUUAUAGAACGGUAUUUCAUCAAUUCAAACGGCGUAGGUAUACGUAUAAGUAACGACGUCCCCCUGUACGUUAGCAUGAAUCAGUCUGGAGACGGGGAAGUUUGCCUUGUCAGCAAAUCACAAGGUUACCCCUACAUGAACAACAACAACGUCCUCCCCGAACUCAACUACACCAUCUGCCGAGCGUCAAAUAUCAAGCUCCUUCACGACGCCAUGUCAAGACGGUACAUUGACCGUCCAGAGAACAUACCAGAUGAGAAGAUGUUCAGGUUCCCAGUGUGGUCAACGUGGGCGCAGUUUAAUAAAAACAUCAACGAAACACUUCUAAUGGAAUUCGCGAAGGCUAUCAAAGAAAAUGACUUUUCCUAUUCGCAAAUCGAAAUCGAUGAUGACUGGACCCCGCUUUACGGAGAUCAGGAAUUCGACAUUAACAAGUUUCCAGAUCCUGGUAAAAUGAUCCGGACAUUGAACAACAUGGGGUUCAGAGUGACGGUGUGGGUGCACCCUUUCAUGGAAGUCAACUCCAAGGCUUACAAGGAAGCAGCAAGGGAGAAACAUGUCGUCAUGACAACCGACGGCUCCGCCCCAGCCUUGGUGAAAUGGUGGAACGGGGAUGAAGCUGGAUUGCUGGAUGUUACCAAUAGCAACGCCGUACAGAGAUUCCUGGAGAGACUUAGGAACCUCAGGGCCUCACACAACGUCAGUUCCUUUAAAUUCGACGCUGGUGAAGCCUUUUACUACCCAAGGUCAUACUCCAUUAAAUCACCCUACCCUAACCCCGAGAACUAUGCACGCCUGUGGGCAGAUCUGGCCUAUCAAUCAGACACUGCAGUUAGACACCAGGAAGUUCGGGUAGGGUGGUCAUCGCAAAAGUAUCCUAUUUUCGUUCGUCUUUUUGAUAGGAUGUCUUCUUGGGGUUAUGAUACUGGUCUUAAAACUGUCAUCCCAGCCAUCCUUACAUUUGGUAUCCUUGGUUACCCGUUUGUGUUACCCGAUAUGAUUGGUGGGAAUGCGUACCAAGACGACAUCACCUUCUCUGGAGGGGCCUAUCCUGAAAGGGAGCUAUUCAUACGAUGGUUGCAAGUGAAUACAUUCUUGCCUGCUGUUCAGUUUUCAAUUGCGCCCUGGAUCUACGAUGCGGAGGUAGUAACUAUUGCUAAAGCACAGAUGAAACUGCGUAAACGAUAUGCGGACACAAUUAUUUCAUUAGCGAAAGAGAGUGUUAAACAGGGUAGUCCAAUUAUACGACCACUUUGGUGGAUCAGCCCUGAAGAUGAAAUCGCCCUCACGACUGAUUCCGAGUUUUUACUUGGUGACGACCUUCUCGUGGCCCCUGUCUUAGACAAGGGAGCUAACUCCCGAGACAUUUAUCUACCAAGGGGAUUAUGGGUAGAUCAGCUCAAUGGCGACAAAAAGCAGGGACCAAUAUGGUUGAAGGAUUACCCAGCUGAAAUAGAAGACCUCCCACAUUUCACAAGACAAAGAGAUACUUAAAGUGCAAGUCUCGUUGAUGUAUACAACUUUGCAGAAUUGGGUAGAUCGUAACAUCGUUAAUGCAAAUACUGCAAUGAAAAUAUCGAAAGCGGCGCGUAAAUAAGGUACAUUUGCAUUCUAGUAUUGGCUAUCAAUUGCAAAGGCUGAAACGAAAAUACAGCGGGGGUGGAGCCUUUACAUACGGAGGCUCCAUAUAUGGUCAUGUUGGAGGACAUGUCCAAAAUUACACAUUUGAUCGCAUAAGCAUGACCUUCUAUUCGCAUCCUAAUGAGCAAGCAACUGUUCACGGUCAUAACAAAGCAAACCUAUUCUCCACCCUUUUUAACCCUAAGACAUUCUCCUAUUUACAAUUAAACAAUGACCAUUUGUAUACAGUAUUUCCCUUCGUAUGGGUGAGAUGAAAAGAUUAAAAUAUGCUCCUCUUUCAUGGUGAGAAUACGAUGUGCGAAGUAUGCUAUUUCUUCAAUUAUAGCGUUUAUUGUUCUCUUUUCGGUACAUGAGUUUGUUUUUGGACUCUUCUUUGUUUAAAAUAUUCGCUGAUCUGUGUAUAAAAUGAUGAAGCAUCGAUCGUGCUUACUUCGUUCCUUUCUGAGGUAUCGUGAGCUCAAAUCGAUCCUAACUUGCCGAUAUGUCCGACUCUGCCAAUAUUUUUCGAGUGAGUGAGUAUGGUUUUACGCCGCUUUUAGCAAAAUUGCAGUAAUAUCACGGCGGGGGACACCAGAAAUGGGCUUCACGCAUUGUACCCAUGUCGGGAAUCGAACCCGGGUCUUUGGCGUGACGAGCGAACGCUUUAACCACUAGGCUACCCGACCGCCCCCAAUAGUUUUCGAGUUAUCGUUGGAUGUGAAUGUUUCUGUGCCGUACAUGCAUGCAUGCUAAUGUAUGGCAGUUGUGUUCAUGUUGAAAUACCAUAUAGCCCCAUGGCCGAGUCAGGAUCCGCUGAUUGCGGGUUAGAAUCCCAGAUCUGUCCGGAUCUAGAUCCAUGGUUUAUAGUCACCAUAGCCGUUCUCGUGGACUUCGUCAACAUUUCACACGUCAACAACCGUGGCGCUGAGAAAGAUUUGUCAAUCAGUGUUAAAGUAUGGGAGUUGCGACCAUCUUUGUUCUAAGAUCUCUAUUUGUAAGUAGGCUCUAGCCAUGAAGGACAAUGACCAGCGCAGAAUGCCCAUCUGCGUUACGUACUGCAUUGUUAGCUAGUGAUAAUGGCAAAACAGUACACGAGAGGUAAAAGUAGUACAACCAUGAUAGUGAUAUGAUAGAUAAGUGCGAUGAGAUGUGGGAGCGAGUUCCAGCAGUGAUGUGUAGGUGAUAUAACAGUGACCUUGCAGCGAUUAAGGAAACAAAUAGUCUCUCACUGUUUCGACAACAGGAAAAAGUUUCUGUUUCUUAAUUUCCGUUUGAGUUGACACUAAUGUAAAAUCUUCGAACAACAUAAUAUGCAUGAUUUUCAAACACGCAAUAUACCGUAUUUUCCAAACGUAUUGUGGUACGUAUCCAUAGGUUUUUCAUAUCCUGGUAUACCGGUAAUGUCGCGGUAAACAAGAUCAUAAACUUGGCCAAACUGCCAAAUAUCUAGAGCCAAGUGUUUUCAACAACAAUCACCCGCAUCAAGCUAUGAUGCAGCACUCUUAUUGACCCUGUUCUACUUCCACUGGCGUUUAACUUUGACCAGUUGUCAAGGAGAGUGACGAUAUAAGCGUAGUGUCCCUCUACAGAGAUAGGAGGCCUCUCUGAUAGAUCACUAUAUAGAUUAUAUAAUAAAUGACAGUAGCAUGUCAAUGACAAUUUUAUAUAAGAGGGAUAUGAUAAUGAAGCGAUAUACAUCCAAUAUUAUCUAGUUUGUCAAUGAAUAAAACAAAAAGACAGAUUUCAUUAUUUUUAAUAGCCAUUUAUGUCAGCCUCCAAAGACAAGACAGGCAUAACGAGAAAUGUACAUCUACGUGUAUGCUGACACAGAAACAAAAUAUAUAUCUUCUCUCACAUAAUACAUUACAGACGCCUUAAUAUUACUUGGUUGACGGAACGGUGAGCUAAAAAAUCACGACUGUGAAAAAAAGUUUAAUGUUGUUUUUGUUAACACUGAGACUGACAAUCGCUCUUAAGAAUAAGACAGAAUUUGCUCCAAUACUAUCCCUCACUUCAAUGGAACACCACACGUUUUUAUGUGAACGUUCUACACUAUUAACAUUUAACAUCGCUGCUUGGUUUUUUACUACAAUACCUAAAAAAACUUGAACAUUUUAAUUUUCUUCUCGUCACCCGACACUAUAUUAAAAGAAAAGAGAAAAUAACUGAAGAAUAUAAUUUUAGUUAUAUCUUAUUUCGAACACCGACCAAAACCUUGUAGAAAAUAUCCGUUAACCAACUAAAAAUAAAA